This is a messenger RNA of Salvelinus sp. IW2-2015, 2218 nucleotides long. It is a transcript of the gene fermt3b, whose product is annotated as FERM domain containing kindlin 3b. The record is from RefSeq and is a predicted model, not a curated record. Lineage: Eukaryota; Metazoa; Chordata; Actinopteri; Salmoniformes; Salmonidae. Gene Ontology annotation, molecular function: integrin binding. Gene Ontology annotation, cellular component: cell-substrate junction. Gene Ontology annotation, biological process: platelet aggregation; regulation of cell-cell adhesion mediated by integrin; integrin-mediated signaling pathway.
UUUGCAGAACUAGCAGAAGAAGGGGAAGAGGGUAUUCUUUUUAUAAAAAGCUGCCAGAAAUCCCCUGCAUUUUGGACAGUGGAGAGGUAUGGCAGCGUGGGACCUGUUAGUUACGGUGGAGGACCUGGGAGCUGAUGCUCCGCCCAUCACUGUCAGUGUGACCUCUGACCUACACAUAGGUGGGGUCAUCCUCAAACUGGUGGAGAAGUCACAGGUAAAGCGCGACUGGUCGGACCAUGCCCUGUGGUGGGAGCAGAAGCAGCAGUGGCUCCUGCGUACGGCCUGGACCCUGGAGAAGUGUGGCAUCCAGGCAGAUGCCGGGCUCAUUUUCAUGGCCCAGCACAAGUCCCUGAGGCUGGGCCUGCCCAACGGCCUGACCCUCAGGCUCCGGGCCUGCUUCUCUGGGCCUGUGUUCCGCACUGUGCUGGGCAUCUGCAAGAUGCUGAACAUCCGUCGGCCAGAGGAGCUGUCCCUGCUGCGUCCUGUAGAGGAGAAGAAGAAGAAGAAAGAUAAAGACUUGUCAGAGGAACUGUAUGACCUCACAGAAGUGCCUCUCAUCUCAGUGUCCCGCCCCUGCUUGUAUAAUGGAAUGCCUGCCCAUUUCGCCGACUCUCUUAAGACUGAGAAGGUGUACAAGAUGCUGUCAGUCUCCCAGCCUGCACCUGCCCCAGAGGCCAUCGCUAAGCUGUACCGCCCCGCCAGUGUGGUAGACAAGGCCCACAUCCACAGCAGGUGGCUGGACUCUUCUCGUUCACUGAUGCAGCAGGGCGUUCAGGAGAAUGACAGACUCUGGCUGCGCUUCAAAUACUACUGCUUCCAUGACCUGGAGCCCAAGUAUGAUGUGGUGCGCCUGACCCAGAUGUAUGAGCAGGCUCGCUGGGCCAUCCUACUGGAGGACAUAGAAUGUACUGAGGAGGAGAUGCUGCUGUUUGGAGCUAUACAGUACCACAUCAACAAGCUGUCCCUGUCGGAGCCCCAGACGAUGACCUCCAGUCCAGCCAUGGAUGACCUGGACUCAGCCCUACAGGGUCUGGAGGUCAAGCUGGAUGGGGCAGAAAGCAGCCCCCAAGACAUGCUGGAGAACCUGACUGCCCCAGAGCUGAAUGAUUAUUUGAAGAUAUUCCGGCCCAAGAGGUUGACUCUGAAGGGAUACAAGCAGUACUGGUUCAAGUUUAAGGAUGCCUCCAUCUCCUACUAUAAGAGCAAAGAGGAGAGCCUGGGAGAACCCAUUCAGCAGAUCAACCUCAAAGGCUGUGAGGCUGCUCCCGAUGUAAACGUCGCUGGACAAAAGUUCUGCAUCAAACUUCUGAUCCCAGCUCCAGAGGGCAUGAACGAGGUCUACCUGCGCUGUGAAAAUGAGGAGCAGUAUUCCAGGUGGAUGGCAGCCUGUCGUCUGGCCUCUAAAGGGAAGAGUCUGGCAGACAGCUCAUUCCAGAGCGAGGUCCAGAGCAUCCGAUCCUUCCUGGCCAUGCAGCAGACCAACCCCAACACACACACCGACGACAGCAUGAGCAUCAACACACACAGCCUGGUCUCUCCACGCUACAGCAAGAAGUACAAGGUCAAACAGUUGACCCCUCGUAUCCUGGAGGCAUAUCAGAACGUGGCUCAGCUCUCCCUGACCGACGCCCUGCUCCGCUUUCUCCAGAUCUGGCAGGCCCUGCCAGACUUUGGAAUUUCCUUUGUGGUGGUGAGGUUCAAGGGCAGCAGGAAGGACGAGGUGCUGGGUAUCGCCCCCAACCGUCUGAUCCGUAUCGACCUGGGGGUGGGAGACGUGGUCAAGACAUGGCGUUACAACAACAUGAGGCAGUGGAACGUCAACUGGGACAUACGACAGGUGGCGAUAGAGUUUGAUGGGAACGUGAACAUGGCGUUCAGUUGUGUGACGGCUGACUGUAAGAUCGUUCAUGAGUUCAUUGGAGGCUACAUCUUCAUGUCGACACGCAGCCGCGAGCAGAGUGACACGCUCAACGAAGAGCUCUUCCACAAGCUGACAGGGGGCCACGAGGCUCUGUGACACCCUCAACCCCCACCCCCCACCCAGUAAUAUACAACAGCUAUAGCCCAAGGAGCAAUCUAUACAUCAGAUACACCAGUGGACAGUUUGAGUGUUUAAGGGUGCGGCUGCAGCAGCCUUGAAGAGAAAUGACAACCUGUCCACCCUGGGAUCCUAAAAGACAUGCAGUUGCUUGUUCAAUAAAUCAAGGAAGAGGUGACC